Pogona vitticeps (central bearded dragon) is the source of this 1367-nucleotide messenger RNA. The record is from RefSeq and is a predicted model, not a curated record. Lineage: Eukaryota; Metazoa; Chordata; Lepidosauria; Squamata; Agamidae.
AUGGGCCAACAUGGACAAAGUUACCCGAGACCUUCCAUCUCUGUGAACACCACUACGAUGGUCCCUCUGGGGGGAAAUGUCACCAUCCAUUGCAGCUGUGGAAUCCCUUCAGAUGUCUCCUGGUAUCUCGCCAAACAUGAGAGUGAAUUUGCUAUUAAUGCACAACUGAAAAAAGAACAGUCCUGUGAGGUGGUAUUUUCCAUGAGCAAUGCUCAGCUUUCAGAUGUGGUGAUGUACUCAUGCAAGUAUUGUGUCUGGAUCUUAUGCUCAGAUUUUAGUAAUAAAGUCUCCAUCAAUAUAACAGAUCCCAGCCUGCCCCAACCCUCUAUCCAGAUGAACCUGAGAGGAAAGAACACUUCAGGUCUGAAUGUCACCAUAACGUGCCAAGGGCCCAAGAAUGGUCUGAUGUUUGCCUUAUAUAAUUCAAGGGAGCAGAUAGCAUUUCAGGCUGCAGAGCCAAAGAAAAACACCGCCGUCUUCUCAGUCUCCCUGGUGAGAUCAGAGGAUGCAAGGAACUACAGGUGCCAAUACCGUCAGAAGGGAGAUGCGUUUGUCUGGUCAGAACCAAGUGACCCUACAGAGCUGGAGUUGGAGGUGGAUGACAGUCUAUCUAUGGAGCCCUACCUCUCUCUUGGAGCAGCUGGUUUAGUCUUGCUUUUCCUGGUGCUGAUUGUGGCUGAAGCCAUUUAUAACUGGAGAUCAGAAAGACCUAAAUAGCCCAGUGGUGCCAGCGAGCCCCAUUCCCACCCCCAAUCACAAGAAUGGCUCUCCGCCUCUCAGAGAAUGCCAACUGGAUUCCUUACCUGCAGCUCACCUGUGGACUGGGGUGCUGGUGAGGGAGAGGUGGACAACGUAGCAUGGUGGCAUGACUGUGGUGGGCUUUUUCCCACAGAAACUGUUUAUUGAUCUCAUUUGGAAAACAUAAAAUUCUUCUUUUGUUUACUGAUGGACACAGAGAUGGCAAAAUGGAUUCCAAACCCAUUUUGAGUUGUAGAGGAUUUUUACUGGUUCCCCUAAAAUCUAGACCCACAGAUAAAUAGUAUGUUCAAGGUGAUGCAAAAUCUAGGGGAAAUGAUAACCUUCUAAUAAUGGGAUGGACUAUGGACAAAAAUUAUAAAAUUUACUGCAAGUCAAACCUUAAGAGAAAACUGAUACAAAAUGUAUUAUUGAAAAAAUAUAUAGAACUCCCAAAGACAUUAAAAAAACAGGCAAACGCCAUUUGGAUCUCUGUUGGAAGCGCCAUGAAGCUGAAGGCUCACACUACCACAUGUGUUGUGUUUGCAAUAUAUGUAAAUUAAUAGAUGGAUUAUGCAGAUUGGUGCAUUUUUCCCCCUACAUGAUACAAAUUAAAUAAAUUAUUUGUUGCA